AUGUCGGCUGCUAUUGCAGCUUUGGCUGCUUCCUAUGGUUCGGGUUCAGGGUCCGAAUCAGACUCCGACAGUGAGGGCGGACGAUGUUCGAUGCCAGCCGCGGAUUCCCUCAUGCACUUGACUAAAUCGCCUUCGUCCAGACCUUCUUUGGCAGUGGCGGUGGACUCGGCUCCGGAGGUGGCAGUUAAGGAAGAUUUGGAGACUGGAGUUCACCUUGACCCUGCUGUCAAGGAAGUUCAGUAUAAUCCUACCUAUGAAACCAUGUUUGCUCCUGAGUUUGGACCAGAAAAUCCCUUUAGGACACAGCAGAUGGCUGCACCUAGAAAUAUGCUUUCUGGAUAUGCUGAACCAGCUCAUAUCAACGAUUUUAUGUUUGAACAGCAAAGAAGAACUUUUGCCACAUAUGGUUAUGCUUUGGACCCUUCUUUAGAUAGCCAGCAGGUGUCUACUAAAUAUAUUGGUUCUGUAGAAGAAGCAGAAAAGAAUCAAGGUUUAACUGUGUUUGAAACUGGUCAGAAGAGAACAGAGAAGAGGAAAAAGUACAAAGAAAAUGAUGCAUCCAAUAUUGAUGGCUUCCUGGGACCAUGGGCAAAAUAUGUGGAUGAAAAAGAUGUAGCCAAACCUUCAGAAGAAGAACAAAAAGAAUUGGAUGAAAUUACAGCAAAGAGGCAGAAAAAAGGCAAACAGGAAGAUGAGAAACCUGGGGAGGAAAAGACAAUCUUACAUGUCAAAGAAAUGUAUGACUAUCAGGGAAGGUCCUAUCUUCACAUACCUCAGGAUGUUGGUGUUAAUCUCCGGUCAGCUGUGCCACCUGAGAAGUGUUAUCUCCCAAAAAAACAAAUCCAUGUGUGGUCAGGGCACACAAAGGGCGUCAGUGCUGUCAGACUGUUUCCUGUCUCUGGCCAUUUAUUGCUGUCUUGUUCCAUGGACUGUAAAAUUAAGCUGUGGGAAGUUUAUGAAGACCGGCGCUGCCUCCGAACAUUUAUUGGUCACAGUAAAGCUGUUAGGGACAUCUGCUUCAAUACGGCAGGAACCCAGUUCCUCAGCGCAGCCUACGAUAGGUAUCUUAAGCUCUGGGACACUGAGACAGGGCAGUGUAUAUCAAGAUUUACAAACAGAAAAGUACCAUAUUGUGUCAAAUUUAAUCCCGAUGAAGAUAAGCAAAAUCUGUUUGUGGCUGGGAUGUCUGAUAAAAAGAUUGUGCAGUGGGACAUUCGAAGUGGAGAAAUUGUGCAGGAAUAUGAUCGGCAUUUGGGAGCUGUCAACACCAUUGUUUUUGUUGAUGAAAACCGGAGAUUUGUAAGCACAUCUGAUGAUAAGAGCCUAAGAGUUUGGGAAUGUUGCCAUCAAAUGCAUGGUGAACCUUUCAUUAUAGUGAAAGUUUGGCUGGAUCCCAGCUUGUUUUUCUAUACAGUCUGUUACGAAUAUAAAGUCUGUUAUGAAGUGCAGCUUAACGGUGUUGAUAGCCUUUCAGAGACUGAAAAGUGUGUCCACCGCAUAAGCAGUCCUGCUUUACGAAGGAAAUGGCUAGCAUGCCAGUCAAUGGACAACCAAAUAUUAAUCUUUGGAGCACAGAACAGAUUUAGAUUAAAUAAGAAAAAAAUUUUUAAGGGCCAUAUGGUGGCAGGAUAUGCCUGUCAAGUGGACUUUUCCCCCGACAUGAGCUAUGUGAUUUCAGGAGAUGGAAAUGGAAAAUUAAACAUUUGGGACUGGAAGACCACAAAACUCUACAGCCGAUUCAAAGCUCAUGAUAAAGUGUGUAUAGGUGCAGUGUGGCAUCCUCAUGAGACAUCGAAAGUCAUAACAUGUGGUUGGGAUGGUCUCAUUAAAUUAUGGGAUUAA
Molecule: messenger RNA, 1842 nt
Organism: Elephantulus edwardii (Cape elephant shrew)
Lineage: Eukaryota; Metazoa; Chordata; Mammalia; Macroscelidea; Macroscelididae
Gene: CDC40
Product: cell division cycle 40
Exons: 16
Coding region: 1-1842 (613 amino acids)
Biological process (GO): mRNA splicing, via spliceosome
Cellular component (GO): catalytic step 2 spliceosome
Molecular function (GO): mRNA binding; protein binding
Source: RefSeq, a predicted model, not a curated record